This is a messenger RNA of Varanus komodoensis (Komodo dragon), 3769 nucleotides long. Its product is annotated as oocyte zinc finger protein XlCOF6-like. The record is from RefSeq and is a predicted model, not a curated record. Gene Ontology annotation, molecular function: RNA polymerase II cis-regulatory region sequence-specific DNA binding; DNA-binding transcription factor activity, RNA polymerase II-specific. The transcript has 8 exons. Gene Ontology annotation, biological process: regulation of transcription by RNA polymerase II. Lineage: Eukaryota; Metazoa; Chordata; Lepidosauria; Squamata; Varanidae. Bases 6 to 3098 code for a protein of 1030 amino acids.
GGCGCAUGCUUGCAUCUGCUCCUGAGGAUUAUUCCCCGCUGAAUGCGGGGCUCACCUCCGUCUCAGCCGGAGUCCUCGUGGAGCCCACGUGGUGGGCGGCGCCGCCUCACUGGCCCCUUCUCCCCCUGGGCACCAGUGGCUGCCCUGCCCCGCUCCACUUGCCGGCUCCAGCCACAGGGGCGAGUCUCAGUGCAGGACACAAGUCAGAAGAUCUCAUGCGGGGCCGGCAGGGGAUGGGGCCCGUGAAUGGUUACGGAAAAGCAUUGGUGCCACUGGAGACCCAAACCAAAAGAAGCCCCGAUGCCAUUAGGGCUGGGAGAAGCAGAGAAUUCGGGGAGGAAAUGGCGCAGGAGGUCCUGGGUGAGGACAUGGCCAGCCCACACGUGCAGCUGCAGCGUUUCAGGCGCCUCCACUACGAGGCAGCCAAGGGACCCCGGAAGGCCUGCAGCCAAGUCCAUCAACUUAACAGUCAGUGGCUGAAGCCGGAGCGACACACGAAAAAUCAAAUGCUGGACUUGGUGGUGCUGCAGCAGUUCCUGGCUGUCCUGCCGGCGGAGAUGGCCAGCUGGGUGAAGGAAUGCGGAGCGGAGACGAGUUGCCAGGCAGUGGCCCUGGCGGAGGGCUUCCUCCUGAGCCAGGCCGAGGACAGGAGGCAGGAGCAGCAGCAGCAGGAUCUUAUUGCAGAAUUGGGACCUGAUUCCCCUGCAUGGAAAGAGGCUCCAUUGGGCACAAGGAAGAGCUUGGCACAAAGGGGGAUCUGGCCGGAGGAAGACGGAUGUGCUGCCUGGCAGGGGGCUGGAAUGAGGCCAGCGGUGGGUGCUCAGCCUUCUCUUGUGGAACCAGAUGGAGUGGAACCUGAGCAGGGUCACGUGUCUUUUGAGGAGGUCGCCGUGUGCUUCACGGAGGAGGAGUGGGCCCUGCUGGAUGCCGACCAGAGAGCCCUGCACAGCCAGAUCAUGGAGGAGAACCGAGGGACCGUGGCCUCUCUCGAAAGUGACAGGUGGAAAAUGGAGAGUAUGAGAAAACCAUGUGGAAUAUCACUGAAAAUAGACAAAGGUAUGAAUAGCAAAGAGCAGGAAAGGAAAACGGAUCUAAAUCAGAAUAGGAGGAAUAAUUUCUUUGCUUCUGAGAACAACGGCGACCAUGAUAUCACAAUCAAACAAGAAAUCCAUAAAAUUCAGGAAAAGGAUCAGUGCUAUGAAAAUAAGAAAACUUUCCCUUCUACAUCAAGUACCUCAUUGAAGAAAAGGUAUACUUGCACAGAGUGUGGAAAGCCCUUCAAUCGGAAGAUAGAUCUAACAUGUCAUCAAAGAACUCACACAGGAGAGAAACCAUAUAUAUGCCUGGAGUGUGGAAAAGGUUUCAGUCACAAGAUAACUCUCAUUUGUCAUGAAAGAAGACACACAGGGGAGAAACCAUUUCAUUGCUUGCAAUGUGGAAAGAGCUUCAGUCAGAAAAUACACCUAACACGUCAUCAAAGAACUCACAGUGGAGAGAAACCAUAUCAGUGUUUGAAGUGUGAAAAGAGCUUCAGUCAGAAAAUACAUCUAACACAUCACCAAACAACCCAUACAGGAGAGAAACCCUAUCAUUGUAUGAAAUGUGGAAAGAGCUUCAGUCAUAAGGUAACUCUAACUAGUCAUCAAACACUUCACACAGGGGAGAAACAAUUCCUUUGCUUGCAUUGCGGAAAGAGCUUCAGUCAGAAGAAGACUCUGAAUUCUCAUCAAAGAACGCACACUGGUGAGAAACCGUUUCAGUGUCUGGAGUGUGGAAAGGCCUUCAGUCAUAAUACUAACCUUCGUUCUCAUCAGAGAACUCACACUGGAGAAAAACCAUAUCCAUGCAAUGAGUGUGGAAAGUGCUUUAGUCAGAAGAUAGCUCUCACUACACAUCAAAGAACACACACUGGGGAGAAACCGUUUCAUUGCUUAGAAUGUGGAAAGAGAUUCAGUCAGAAUAGCCAUCUUCGUACCCAUCUAAGAACUCACACAGGGGAGAGACCUUAUCAUUGCCGGGAAUGUGGAAAGAGCUUCAGGGAUAAAUCAAAUCUCACUUCUCAUCAACAAACCCACAAAGGGGAGGAAGAAUUUCAUUGUUUGGAGUGUGGAAAGCAGUUCAGUGACAAUCAACCUUGUUCCCAUCAAAAAACUUACAAAAAGGGGAAAACACAUCAGUGUUUAGAAUGUGGAAAGAGCUUUGGGCACAAGACAAGUCUCACCCAACAUCAGAGAAUUCACACAGGGGAGAAACCAUUUCAUUGUCUGGAAUGUGGAAAGAGCUUUGGGCAUAAAUCACAUCUUACUACUCAUCAGCGAACCCACACAGGGGAGAGACCAUUUCAGUGUUGGGAGUGUGGAAAGUGCUUCAGUGAAAAUGGCCAUCUUCGUUCCCAUCAAAUAACUCACACAGGGGUGAAACCACAUCAUUGUUUCCUAUGUGGAAAGAGCUUUGGGCAGAAGGCAAGUCUCACCCAACAUCAGAGAACUCACACAGGGGAGAAACCAUAUCAUUGUCUGGAAUGUGGAAAGAGAUUCAAACAUAAAACAGCUCUCACUUCUCAUCAACAAACCCACACAGAGAAGAAACCAUAUCAUUGUUUGGAGUGUGGAAAGCACUUUAGUCCCAAUUAUCUUUGUUCUCAUCAAAGAAACCCCAUGCGGGAGACACCACAUAAAUGUUUAGAAUGUGGAAAGAACUUCAAACACAAGAUAAGUCUCACUCUGCAUCAGCGAAUUCACACAGGAGAGAAACCAUUUCAUUGUCUGGAAUGUGGAAAGAGCUUCACUCGAAAGACGUAUCUCACUAGUCAUCAACGAACCCACACAGGGGAGAAACCGUAUCAUUGUCUGGAAUGUGGAAAGAGAUUCAGUCACAGUAGCCAGCUUUGUUGCCAUCUAAGAACUCACACAGGAGAGAAACCAUUUACAUGUGCGGACUGUGGAAAGUGUUUCAGUCGUAAGACACAGUGCAGUUUGCAUCAAAGAACCCACACAGGAGAGAAACCAUUCCAUUGUCUGGCAUGUGGAAGGAGGUUCAGUCAGAAAGUAAGUCUCAUUCGGCAUCAAAGAACUCACCCAGGAAUGUCUUUUGAAUGAUUAUUUGUUUUAUUGGUCGAAAAUAAUAAAAACUUGACCCCGCCAACCCCCCCAAAAAAGAACGUACCCAGGGGAGAGAAACCUUAAUCAUUGUCUGGAAUGUGGAAAGGACUUCAGUCAUUUCUCGUGUGUCAUCAACGAAUUCACACUGUGGAAUACCAUCUCAUUGUUUAGACUGUACAAAGAGCUUCAGUAGGAAAGUAACUGUCACUUCCCAUCAAAGUAUUCGUGUGGGAAAAUGAUCUCUUUCUUUGGAAAAUUAAAAGCCUUUCAGACAGAAUCAUUUUUGUUCCCAUCAAAAAACCCCCAUGCAGGAGAAACCACAUUGAUGCUUAGAUGUUGAAAGAGCAUCAGUGGGAAUAGAAGUCUCACUCAGCAUCAAAUAUUACAGGGGAGAAACUGGCAUUGUCAGGAUCGCAGAAGGAGAGCUGGUCACAAUACCCAUCUUCAUCUGCAGUAACGAACCCACGCAGGAGAAACCCUGUCCUUGUUCAGACUCUGGAAAGAACUGCAGCCAAGUUCACCCAGCAUCAAGGAAUGCACACCAGGUGUUACCAAUUGCGAUACCAGAAAAAGUUUUUCAAGAUUGGCAGUUGCAAUUAAAUCGUUUUAUUUGGAAUGGCAAGAACCCAGGGAUCACAAUUUAAAAUCCUUCAGGAUGGAAAGGAGAA